UAAAAAACAAUAAACAAUUCAAUAAACAAGACUUAAUUAGUUGCAUUUGACUUAAUUAAUUGUUUUGCAUUUGAGAAGUGAAAUAAAAAGUUUUGCAUAAAUUUGGAUUUCUUAAGAGAAAUUUAUAAGAAAGUGAACGUAACUGUGAUGGGUGAUCAAACAACUUCCGGUGCAGCUGCCAAUGGUGCAGAAAGUGCCACAAACGGUUUAGUUGGCAACGCAGCUGCAGCUAACAAUGGUGGUGGGAAUGCGAAUGCUAAUGCUAAUGCUAAUGUUAGUGGUAAUGGUAAUGGCAAUGGCAAUGGGAAUGGUAACGGUAACGGCAAUGGCAAUGGCGUUCCAGCAUUGUCAGAACACUUAAAUGGUGUUGCUGUUGCUAAUGGCACUGCCGGCGAUGGUACGAUGAAUGUUGAAAAUGGCGUUGGUGGCAGCGGUGUUGUUGGUGGUGGCACUAUAGACGGUACUGAUGUCGAAGCAGCUGUUGAUGAUGCUGCAACGGAUGCUGGUGCUAGUUCAUUGCCACCAUCAGAAGUUGGUGGGCGUCCACCAUUGGAUACCGCUUGCUCUGAUGGUGGUGGUCCAUCAAGCUUGGGUGGUGGUAUGGUCGGACCACCAAGUCCUUUAACCGGUUGCUAUUUGCUGAUUGUUUUGGGUGAGCCGCACUCGGAAGAGCACAAAGAUAAUAUCUUGCAACAUUUGUUGAAGGGU
Molecule: messenger RNA, 708 nt
Organism: Teleopsis dalmanni
Lineage: Eukaryota; Metazoa; Arthropoda; Insecta; Diptera; Diopsidae
Product: microtubule-associated protein futsch-like
Biological process (GO): dendrite development; axonogenesis; microtubule cytoskeleton organization
Cellular component (GO): synapse; neuronal cell body; dendrite
Molecular function (GO): microtubule binding; actin binding
Source: RefSeq, a predicted model, not a curated record